Adelges cooleyi (spruce gall adelgid) is the source of this 1215-nucleotide messenger RNA. Its product is annotated as peroxisome biogenesis factor 2-like. Bases 240 to 1058 code for a protein of 272 amino acids. Gene Ontology annotation, molecular function: zinc ion binding. The transcript has 7 exons. Gene Ontology annotation, cellular component: peroxisomal membrane. The record is from RefSeq and is a predicted model, not a curated record. Lineage: Eukaryota; Metazoa; Arthropoda; Insecta; Hemiptera; Adelgidae. Gene Ontology annotation, biological process: protein import into peroxisome matrix.
UGGUACUUACUAAUACUUACUAUGCCGUUGCCAAUAAUUUGUAUUUUGUAAGCUGCAAUGUUAUUAAUUUGUUAUUGUUGAGAAUUUUAACGUUAAAUAAUCACGAUUAAUAUAAUUACAUCGAUGUAAUGGACGUUGUUUGUAAGUAAUUGAUCCGUUUUUUUUUUAUCUGCAACAAAUUAUAUGUAAAAAACGAAUAUAAAUGCCUGUUCGACAAACUUGAAAUAUUGUGACAAACUAUGGUUCCUCGCGUGACAUUGCUAGACGCACAAGUUCUCGAUGAAUAUAUUUCCAAAAUAUUUAUUGAUCAGACAGUUAGAGCUUUGAAAUUUUUACCGACAUGGAUUGUCAAUAACUUGAAUGUGGAAAUUAACACAUUACUACAAUGCCUUCUUACAUAUUAUUCAGUAUCGAAAUCAAAAGCAUCAUUUGGUCAACAACUUCUUGGUGUCAAGUAUAAAGCAGACCAGUUAACAGACAUUAAAUUAGUUCUGUUAAACGUAUUAACAAUCGGAGGAAAUUAUGUUGCAUCAAAAGUAGAAAGCCCUUCAAAAAACUUCAUAAACAAAUUUAAUGAUUUGAAAACAAUUUGUAUUGUUUUAAAAGUGGCUUCAUUUUUAAAUUUCUUGACGUUUCUUCGACAAGGCAAGUAUCCUACACUUACUCAACGAAUUUUAAAUCUAUCACAGGAAUCAACUCGUAGGAGAACUGUUGGUUAUGAAUAUAUGACUAGAGAAAUGUUAUGGCACGGUUUCUCUGAACUUUUGCUGUUCACAUUACCUUUAGUCAACUAUCAGUCGGUUAAACAUAAAGUCAAAAGACUGAUUUAUUCGUAUUCUUUAAGUGCAAGUGACAAAUGGAUCGACAAGUCGCCAAUAUUGAACGCUAGAACAGUGUGCACGAUAUGUCAAGACAAACCUGUUUUACCUCACCACAUGAAAUGUUCACAUGUAUUUUGUUAUUAUUGCAUUAAAACUAUGAGAAUGGUAGAUGAAAAAUUUGAAUGUCCAGACUGUUGCCACUACGACAGUGAUAUAUUACCUGUGAUAAUUGAUUAAGCGAGAAAUUGCCUAUCUAUGCUUACAAAUGGAAUUAUUAAUGGGAUAGGUUAUAGGUCGAUUGUUAAUUUUUAAGGUUUAUUUUUAUUAAAGAAUUUUCGUUGAUAAGUAAAUUUUUAUUAUAAGAAAUAUAAUUUGGUUAUUGUAUUACCCUACA